ACGACAGAAGCGUAAACAUGGACAAGGACGUGGUGCCUGAGAGGGAAAAUCUCCCCCUCAGUGUCGAUACAGUGGACGCACCACCCAAUAAUCACAUAUAUAGGAAGAUUGAUGUUGCGUUUGUUAUCUUUGGAAUAUUUACGUUUCUUUUGGACUGGGGAUUUGAUAUCUUAACAGCCUACAAACACUGGCGACAUGGUGACAUCAUCUGGUUCUCAUUUACAGUUGUGUUCAUCUGUGUUCCAUCCUUUGUAAUGACGGGAGUUUCCUUACACUGGUACGUCAAAGAUGCAGACAAUGUUAAUGUGCCUAAGGCCUCGAUGUCUCGCUGGGUGGUUCGAAUAUUGUUCCACAUUCUGCAGCUCGGCCCUAUACUCAGAUAUAUAGAUUCCUUGCAUUAUGGCCUCAUCAGUCGCAGGCACUGGAAACAGGGAGAGAGAAAACUCCAGAUUGAAUAUUAUACCUACAUGCUGUAUGAAGACGGCGAUUCGGUUUUCCUUAGGCUGUUUGAGUGCUUCAUGGAGGCAGCUCCACAGCUUGUCCUGCAACUGUACAUCCUGUCACUCGUGCGCAAGUCAGAAUAUGGAUCAGAUUGGUUUUAUGUUCUUUGUAUUGGAUGCUUCACUUCACUCGUAAGCCUUGCGUGGGGAGUGACUGCCUUUGCUCGAGGAAGUCGGUUCACCAGUGUGGAUAAGCCUAAUAUAUCACUAAUGGGUUCCUUCGUCCUAAUGCUUUGGCACCUCUUUAGUAUUAGUGCGCGAGUCACAGCAAUGGUCCUGUUUGCCUCCGUCUUCCGACCCUUCUUGUUCAUAUUCUGUGGGGUGCAUUGGCUCAUCAUGGUGAUGUGGCUCAUGGUGCGCAAGUCACUGAAGGAAAUGUGCAAUUCAGUCCUUGGGGAGAUUGGUCUAAGUUUCAUUUUGGGUAUCAUCUACAUCUUCGUUUUCAUUAAUGAAAAAGAAGAGGAUACCAAGCAGAAGUACAUUUUCUUCUAUACUAUAUUUGGAAUAGAAAACACAAUAAUGGUAGUUGUCUGGUUGGUUUACGCAAAGACAACUGUGUGGUACUAUAUUCCAGGUGUCGUUUUCCACUUUUUGGCCUUUAUAUUGAGUCUUAUACUGAUGGGAAUCUACUACGGCGUUUUCCACCCAACACUGCCAUCGAUCUGUAACCAGAGACGAAGUCAAAGAAGAAGGCCUGAAAUGGACCGUAACGUAGAAGAGGAAGGUGAAGCCAAAGCUAUUACCUCUCAGACAGUGAUGUAAACUCUACAUAGAAAUGGUAGUUGUAGCUUUACAGAUAUUUAUACUAUAUAAACAUAACAUUUCAGGCAGUAUGUAUGCAUUACAUAACAAUAAGAAACUUCGUGAAUUGAAGUUUAGGGAUUUGUUUUGGUUAUGUAAUACUGUAUAAAGUAUCCUCAUUGUUGUUGAAAGAUUUUUGUUGAUAGUUCUUUUUUUUUAUCCAUGGUUUAAGUGAUUUGGUUGACUGUCUAAAGCAGUUCUUAUUAAUCAUCAGCUUAGGAGCAUUUCUGUUUUGAGUCAAUUUGGAUUCAUUAUUCCAAUGAAACUAGGAGCUCAAUUUAGUGCUAGGAAUACCAAAAAAAUAUUUAUUUUAAUUAGAAUGUUGCACAGUGCCCUGUUUUAGUUUCUGUAUUACGUCUAUGUGCAUAAUUAAAAGUUUUGAAUUUUUUCUUCGUGUAGGAUCAGUUUGGAAGAAGGUAACUGAAAUAUACAGGUGAGCAAUCAGAAACAGCCAACAUUGAUUGUAAUCACAAGUAAUGCAGAAAGAGUAUUAUAACUGGGAAGAAAAUUUAAGUGAAGUUUAGUGUGCACAAUUUUUUUUAACCCAGCUGCCCCGGGUUCAUGUUCUGUCCCCCUGUUACAUACAGAUGGCCCCACAUGUGUUUAGCCAACAAGGAGUCUAUCAGUAGCCCUAGUGACUUGAUCCUGAUUUCCCCAUUCCUUGAAUUGGCAUUGCUACUGUUAUUAUUGUAUUUGAUGUUA
This is a messenger RNA of Penaeus chinensis, 2003 nucleotides long. Its product is annotated as XK-related protein 6-like. NCBI's taxonomy places the organism in Eukaryota, Metazoa, Arthropoda, Malacostraca, Decapoda, Penaeidae. The coding region runs from base 18 to 1262 and encodes 414 amino acids. The transcript is spliced from 8 exons. The record is from RefSeq and is a predicted model, not a curated record. Gene Ontology annotation, cellular component: plasma membrane. Gene Ontology annotation, biological process: engulfment of apoptotic cell; phosphatidylserine exposure on apoptotic cell surface; apoptotic process involved in development.